Molecule: messenger RNA, 1140 nt
Organism: Morchella sextelata
Lineage: Eukaryota; Fungi; Ascomycota; Pezizomycetes; Pezizales; Morchellaceae
Exons: 1
Coding region: 1-1140 (379 amino acids)
Biological process (GO): regulation of DNA-templated transcription; DNA alkylation repair
Cellular component (GO): nucleus
Source: RefSeq, a predicted model, not a curated record
AUGGCAUCUCCUCCUUCGCCGAUGACACCUCCCCCAUCACCAAUGACAUCCCCACCGCUCCCAAUGGGAUCUCCAUCACCAAUGGCAUCCCAGUCCGCAAUGGAGUCCCCGUCAUCAAUGGAAUCCCCAUCCUCAAUGGAAUCACAAUCCUCAGUGGAAUCCCUAUCCUUAAUGGAAUCCCCACUAUCAAUGGAAUCCCCAUUAUCAAUGGAAUCCCCAUUAUCAAUGGAGCCCUCCCCGUCCCCUCCUCCAAAACCAAAACCAAAACCCAAACCAAAACCAACCCACUACCUCUGCCUCCCCCUCGGCCACAACCCCCCCUCCUCUCCCGCCCCCGAACCCUUCAACAUCACCCUCGACAACAUGGUCACCGCCCUCACUGCCUACCUCUACCACGAGCAGAAGAUCCUCCUCUCCAGCGCCAUCCGCCCCGCCUCCGCCCUCAAGCUCCCCCUCGGCCUUCUAUCACUGCCGACUCUAGAGGACGAGGAAGCCGCCGUGAAGCUCCUCGAGCAGAUUGACUUUAGGGCCAUUGUCCGCGGAGUGACGUGGGGGGGUAUUUAUGAGACCAUCGAGACGGACCUGAGGGGGCUCGAGACGGGGGGUGGGAAGUGGCGCACAGGCGUGCUGUAUACAGUUCCUACAGGUAAUCAGCUCGGCGAUGGCUAUGAGAGGCUUCGGGACUUUGUGGCGGCUGUCAGGAAGCCGUUUUUCGACGCGGGGUUCCUGAUACCCGAGAAGGAUGGGAGGGCAAAGGAUGAGGGAAAGGAGGAGAAGGAGGUGGAGCUGCCGGAGGUGAAGCUGAAGGUGACGGUCGUCAAUACGGCGUAUGCGGGGGGGCCGAGGGUGCGCGUGCAUGUGUUUGACGCUGAGACCGCGGUGCGGAAGUACCAGGGGAAGAGGAUGGCGAAGGGGGUGGUGGUGGGCAGCGUGGCGAUCUGUAGGUUGGAGGAAGGGAGGGGGCAGUCGAUGGAUGGGUGGGAGGAGCCGGUGGGGGUUAGGGGCUUUGAGGGUGAAGCUGGGGAGGAGGCGUUCGAGUAUGCGUUGGAGAAGGUGACGUUUGCGCUUCAUGUGUAUGUGUUGGUGACGUGGGUGAUUGGGGGAAUUGUGGGGUUUGUCGUGUGGGUGGUUUGGGGGUGA